GCCUUCCGCAUGGUCUUCCGCUACUUUCGUUAUCCCGUUCAAUCCUGUUCGAGGUUCGGAUCCGAUUUGGAUUAUCUCUUGCACUUUGAUCGGGUUGGUGUACACCGCGGUUUGGUGCCAGCAGUCCGAACAAACAGAUUUCAUGCGUGCGUGAGAAGGAAAAGCUACUGAGGGAACGACCAGCGUUAUGAGUGCCGAAGCCGCGACGACAGAACCGCCGGACGCCUCCAGUCGAGAUAUGGAGUCGGUGCGGUUCUCCUCCAAGGAGGGACUGCAGCUCGACACUGGCAGCUCGAGUACUCUGCAGGAGCAAGCCGACUUCCCAGAUCUGCCCACACCGUCGGAAGGCAGUGUCAUCACGCCGGAUGCGUCGAUGCUCAACUACUUCCAGUUCGACGACAGCUUUGCCAACGACCUGGACACCCGGGACCUCAUUGUCAAAGUGGACAACCCGGAGAAGCAUUCAGGCACGCUGGAUUCCUACGUCACGUUCAGAGUCACCACCAAUACGACACACAGUGACUACGACGCUCACGAAUACAGUGUACGGCGGCGAUACAAGGACUUCCUCUGGCUGAAGCAGGCAUUGGAACGUAGCCACCCAGGGUGCAUUAUUCCGCCUUUGCCGGACCGGUCCGUCCUGCAGCAUCGCUUCUCGCAGGAAUUCCUCCGCUUCCGAAUGCUCGGACUGCACCAGUUUCUGAACCGUGUGGUGGAGCACCCCUCCCUGUGCACGGAGCCAAGCCUCAAGCUCUUCCUCACCGCAAAGCCACACGAGUUUGCGGCCCGUCGUCAGCAGUCUGGCGGUCUGGGGGCCAACGUGGCCGGGGCCCUGCAGAGCCUGGCUGGGCCCUACCUGACCAGGGGGACUUCGGCCCCAGAGGGGGCCCCCGUCUAUGCGCAACUCUUGGGGGACAAGCUUGCAUGCACCGAGCGCAUUGCCUUGCGCAUUGCCAGGGAGCAGAUGGAACACUCCGGGGAGCUGUCGGAACUGCACGCGGCUUUCACGCUGUGGGCGGGCUCGGAGAACACCCUGGGUCCGUCUCUGGAGGCCUUGGCUUCGGCUCUGGACCAGUGCUCGGCUAGUCACAAGGAGGCCGCCCAGGUACUGCAGUCCCGCUGUGUUCCCGGUCUGCACGAGCAGACUUUGCUGGUGGAGUCCGUCAAGGAGGCUCUUCAGCGAAGGUGUGCGGCGCAGGCUGAAUACGAACUCGCCAAGGAGACGCUCGCCAAAGGCAAACAGGAGCACCAGCAACUGCAGAGUCCCGCGUCGGGCGGACUUUCCCUCGACGCCCUCCUGAGGAGGGACACCGCCCAGUAUCGCAAAGACAAGGCGCAACGUCUCGAGUCUUCUCUGCAGCAGCAAGAAGAACAACUGGAGCUGAGACGAGGUCAGCAGGAAGGGCUGAGCAAGCAGUUGGAUGGAGAGCUACAGCGCUGGGAAGAGCACCGCCAAGGGGCGCUCCGCAAGGUCUUCCUCCUCUUGGCCGAGCAGCAGCUGCAGUGCCUCCAACAGUGUCUUUCUGCUUGGGAGGGAGCCCUGGUCGCCCUGCGCAAACCCGACUCGGACGGCACUGCGGACGCUUCCACGUGAAUCGGUUCCUCCAGAAGCUUUGUCGUAACCCCGAAAGCCCCGACGGUCAUGCAUGGAACGAGAAACAUUCCACGGGACGUUUCCCACUUUGCUUCCGCCCUUUUUUGUAGUUUCUGACCGAGUGAGAACUGCAGGGAAAUCUCGCGGCUCUUUGGCCUCCAUCGUGGGCUUCGUUCCUUCGAUAACGCUUCAACGUCUCGUCAGCUUCGAGCGUGCACGUUCUCAUUCUGUCACCGACUAUAAAGAGACAACUUCUUGGUGCUUUCCCGGAGCGUGGCUCGGGUGGCCUUCUUCGGGGGCCGUCCUUGUCCUUGAUGGAAUUUGCUGUUGUGAUUUUAGUAGCACCGUGGCGAGUAGGAAUUGUAAUAGGACGGCCUCGGAACCAGUUCCACGGUCUGGUUAGUCUUUCGUAUGUGCAAUGGAAUAGGAAUUCAAAUAAAACGUAUUUGGUGCGUUGUU
Ixodes scapularis (black-legged tick) is the source of this 2053-nucleotide messenger RNA. RefSeq names its product sorting nexin-7. The transcript has 11 exons. Gene Ontology annotation, molecular function: phosphatidylinositol binding. The coding region runs from base 188 to 1594 and encodes 468 amino acids. The record is from RefSeq and is a predicted model, not a curated record. Lineage: Eukaryota; Metazoa; Arthropoda; Arachnida; Ixodida; Ixodidae.